ACAGGAGUGGCUUCUCUGAAACAUUAUUUGAAAAUUCACCACGCUUCUUGCUUCACCAAUUCAUCUUCCAACUAUUAUUAUUCUUUUCUUCAAUUCCACAACAUAGCAUUUCUCUAGAAGAAUACUCAUUCUGCUUCUCGUUUUUCAUGCUCUGGGUUUUUCUUUAGAACCCCCAAACCCAACCACUCGCUCUUCAUCUUUCACAUGCUUCAACAGGCAAUGUAAACAUGAGUGUUUACUUUCCUGGUUGUCAAUCUUCAAUAAAUGCUGUUGUCCUGAAAGGUCGUACUCAGCUGCUGAUGAGCAGUAACAUCUAUGGUCCUUGGUCCCGAGGAAUAUCCAGUUCAUGUUCUUCCAGUUUGUGCCCUAGUCAUUCAAAGAUAAAUCAUGUUGGUGUUUCUAUUUGCACAAAAUCGUCUUGUUCAACUAUUAUGGGUCAAACAAUGAGACGAGCUUGCCUUGGAUCAUGCUGCUCCAAGCAAAGGGGCAACAUUCAAUUCUUUAGUUCUGUAGUACGUCACAAGAGGCAUCAUGAAAUUUCAUUGGCAUGCCAAAGUAUGAAAAUGAGGCUUUUGGUACCUAAACAAAAAAUUCUUUCCAAGGUUAAGUGUAAUGUGGGACCGAUAAUUUGGCCACGAGGAUGUGCAUCAGUUGGCUUGAUUUUUGGAUUACUUGUAUGUAAUUUAAGUUCUGAACCUGCCCAUGCUGACGCAUAUUCUGAGAAUGAAAAUAGGAAGGAUGACUGCAACAAGUAUGAGUCAAACGUUAAAUUCUCACACGGGAAGAAAGUUUACACUGACUAUUCUGUAAUUGGAAUACCUGGGGAUGGGAGAUGCAUGUUCCGCUCUGUUGCUCACGGGGCUUGUUUGACGUCUGGAAAAGCCCCUCCAAGUGAAAGUUAUCAGAGAGAGCUGGCAGAUGAUUUACGGGCCAGAGUUGCUGAUGAGUUUAUCAAAAGAAGGGAAGAGACAGAAUGGUUUAUUGAAGGUGAUUUUGAUACAUAUAUUUCACAAAUAAGGAAGCCUCAUGUGUGGGGAGGUGAACCUGAAUUGUUCAUUGCUUCACAUGUUUUGAAGAUGCCAAUCACCGUGUACAUGUAUGAUCAGGAUGCUGGUGGCUUAAUAUCAAUUGCUGAGUAUGGCCAAGAAUACGGCAAGGAAAAUCCAAUUAGAGUUCUCUAUUAUGGGUUUGGUCAUUAUGAUGCAUUAGAGAUUCCGGGAAGGAAGGGUCCUAAACCUCGAUUAUAACAUUUCAUAUUUCAUAUUUCAAAUAUGGAAGAGAUUAAACCCCAUAUCGAUUUCCUUUGGUAACAUUUAUAAUGUCAUGUAUCCAGUGGCAAGAGGCCUGAAAUGCAACAUCAUGCCUUUCAGGUCUUGGAGGACCAAAUGGUCUAAGGCCUGAUAUUUACUUUAUUGCCGUGCUAUGCACAUGGCUGUUUGCAUUCUGUUUUUUGUUGGUCUGAAUGAAAAAUAGGCUUUAACUUCAAGUGGACCUUAAAAGGUUCAAACUUUCCACUAUCUACUUUAAGCCCUUUUGGUGAAAGGUAAAAAUAGUGGUCUCUCCUGUCUCGUACUCCACCACUAACUAAGGAGCUGUGCAUGUUUAUC
Molecule: messenger RNA, 1607 nt
Organism: Gastrolobium bilobum
Lineage: Eukaryota; Viridiplantae; Streptophyta; Magnoliopsida; Fabales; Fabaceae
Product: OVARIAN TUMOR DOMAIN-containing deubiquitinating enzyme 4-like
Exons: 6
Coding region: 228-1247 (339 amino acids)
Biological process (GO): protein deubiquitination; endoplasmic reticulum unfolded protein response
Cellular component (GO): nucleus; cytosol
Molecular function (GO): cysteine-type deubiquitinase activity
Source: RefSeq, a predicted model, not a curated record